CGUGGUCUUUGUUGUAGUUCGAGCUACUCGUUUUUUGUUCAAAUGGUGACGUCAGAACCAGUUUCUGAGUCGACUCUCGAUUGCUUCUGUCUGGGGGAAGUUGAAAGUUCAUGCUUCUCUGACAACAGGAGAGACACGUGUGGAGAGAGAAGUACCUUGCUGAGCAGUGACUCCUGCAGCCAUGGCUGCUAUAUACUCAGGCAUCCAUCUGAAACUCAAGAGUCCUCACACAUCAUGGGAGGACAAGCUGAAACUGGCACGAUUCGCUUGGAUCUCUUCCCAGUGUCUGUUGCCCAAUAAGGAACAGGUUCUGUUAGACUGGUGUGCACAUGCUCUGACAGGGUGGUACAACCAAAAGGUGAAGUUCUCCUCAGAUGUGUUAGAAGGAUUGUGGUGCUACCUGGACGAUCUUCUACACAGCAAGAAGCUUCACAGUGCACUCAAACAGGGAAAGACCAUCAGUUUGAGGCUCAACCUGGUGCAGCUCCUGCUUGACAGACUUCAGGUGUGUUCGGACUCAGCUCAGCUUCCUGAGUGUACAUCAACAAUACUGAGUGUAUGUCAGAGAGUCCUCUCGUCCCCUUCUCUCUCUUCAGUCUUCACCACCAAGUAUGAACUCAUGGUCAGCCUGCUGGUCAAGGUGUGCAACCUUGCCUGCUCUGAGCUGCAAAAUCCCAAGUUAACUGGAGGUUGUCAGUUGGAUGUUACAAGAACUAUUUCCAAAUCAGACACAAUUGCCUCUUCAGCUCACCUGUUUGAGUUGCUGCUUCAAGUCUUGUCCUCAUAUUUGUCUGUGCAGAGACAGCAAGCCAAUCAAAACAGAGUUUUCACUUCAGUGACUAACCAGCUGUUCCAGCUGUUAAUUUUUCUCAGACAUUUAAUGACUUCAGGAGAACUUCCAGUGUCGCACCCCCACCUGAGGGCAUGUCAACAUCUCUCCAGAGACGUCAGAGUCAAAAUAGAUCUCAUCAUCCAGUCAGCCCUCUUUCCCCCUGAACAUCUGACCUACUACAAAGAGGAGCUCUGCCCGCCUGUGCAGGACUCUGGGAAACGUGGUCCUGGUGGAGCUAAAGGCCCCCUGAAGCCCGUCACCACUAUCAUGUCAAAACUCACCACUACAGGUGGUUUUGAACCAUCACUUCAUUACACAGUGAAGUCGAGCACAGUGCCACUGUUGUUCAAAUUCUUCCUGGAAAACUUCCGGAAAGGCAGGAAAGAAGUUGACGAGGAGCAGGGCAUGCUGUGUUUCUACUUCCUGUCGAGACUGUUCGUGGCCCUAGAUGUCACUGUUAACACAGCUCCUCCAGCCAAAGUUGUGCAGCAAAAGUCCCCUGAAAGCUGGAGUCUGGCCCUGCUGGCUGUAGAGUCCCUGCUCACUAUGGCGCUGUCGGAAAAUAUUUACAACAUCGCUGCUGAUCGGAUCAGACACAACGAGGUCCAGCUCAAGUUUUACAAGUCAUUCGCUCAAGCUCUCUUGAACCAGGCCCAGCCAAGUAUUCCAGCUUGGUACCGAUGUCUGAAAGUGCUGCUGAAUCUGAACCACCUGAUUCUCGAACCAGACCUGGACCAGCUACUGUCUCUUGCCUGGGUCGAUGCUGAAUGUAAUGAAGCAAGAUCUCACCGGGCCCAACAGCUCCUGUUGUGCAGUCUGAUCCAGAUCUACAGCAAACUCCGUCAGCUGCCUCGCUUGUUCUCCGAGCUUCUGUCAGUCAUCUGUCAGUCCACUCUAGAUCAGAAGCAACCCUCUCUGCUGUCUGAUGAGGUCUCCUCCUGUCUACGGUCCUGUGUUCAGGACACGCCCGCCUCCCUGGGUCUGGAGAUGUGCUCUUUAGUGCUGGAGAGUAUCAAGACCUCUCUUCUUCCUGAACUGGCUGAGGGAUGUGGAGCAACAGAGACGAUGGACGUUGAUGGUGGUGGAGGAGAAAAAGAGGCUGCAUCCAGAAAGAUCUACUCGCUGAGCCAACUGCUUCAUGUUGUCUUAUUCAGCCUGAAGACUUUGGACAACGCUUCACCUCUUCCUCUGGUGAGACGCUGCGAACGCCUGAUGACAGAGAUGCAGCAGACCAUCCAGAACCUCCUGACUCCAUCGUCAUGUCAAAAGAAAAGUGUGAAAACCAAAGGGAAAAAGAAUAGAAACUCCAUAAUUGGAAAGAUGUGGGAGGAGAAAAUCCAGGAGGCUGCUCUGCUUCUCAAGUACACUUUGAUGGAGGUGGACACACUCUUUGGUUUCCACUGCACCAAGUACUCCUCAGCAUCUCAGUGUGUUACUGAAGAACAUUCCAACGAUGACGAUGUGUCUUUGCUUCCGGCUCUGAUCCCAUCCUCGUGCAGCGCAGUCAUCUCUCUCCAUCUUAAACUUCUCACGCUGCAGCAGGUGAAGAAAGCUAUGUUGGACGGCCCUCUAGUGGCUGAUAAGAGCACCGCAUCAUUAACAAAAGCUGCCCAGUUCAUUCUAGCCAAAGACGAACUGGAGGAUGGUCUCCAUGGAGAACAAGUAUGGGAUGGACAGAUAACCAGUGUGACGGCUGGAUCCUACCAAGUUGCUCACUGGUAUGUGGUCACGUCUAACCUUCCUCUGAUCGCUCCCCAUCUUAGUGGAAAUGAUCUCAGCAGCAUAGCAAACAUACUCAUUGAGUCGUUGCUCAGCAGCCCUGCAGAAGGCAAAGACCCACUUCCUGGUAGUUUAACUAUCCCCAUUAUAUCAACUCAGCUUCUUCAGAGCUCCAUUUUUGCUGAGUUACCUCAGUUGUUCUCCACAUCUUUGGCCUCCCUUGCUCAGAGGAUCUGCAGAGUCCUGACGUCUGUGGAAACGUCUCAAGUUUUCUGCUCACUGAAAAAAUUCAAAGAGGCGCUGAGGUCUGUUGACGGUGAGAUGGAGAGAGGUCAGCUUCUGUCCUCCCUGGUUCACAGUGAGACUCUAGCUGAGGAUAUUUUAAAGUCUCGGAACAGUGAAGUAUUUGUCGCGUUGACUGAAGCCCAGAUAGAGGAGUUAACGAAACUGCUGCAAAUAUUCAACGAAUUGAACCCAGAUGGAAUCAGCCCACAGGAUCUCUCCUCCGUGUUUCUGCUUCUCCUCUUCAUCCUCACAUGCACCUCAGCAGAUGACCCUGCAUUUGUUGUGAAACUGCUGAAGGUACUCCACCUACUCCUGGAAGCUAGAAACUUCCAGUGCGUUUUAAAGCUGGUCCACGGCGGGUCACUGCUGGAGACUGUGGUGUCGUCUCUCUUUUGCCACAGACGAGCUGAUCCCAAUGCCGUCUCAGGUCGGUUAGAGACUAUCACUGCCUUACAGGCCUUCAUUUUAUCUCUGACUCAGUUCAUCAUCGCUCGCAGUAGCAGCGUUCGCCUCAAUCUGGACCAGUUUGCUUCGUUUCUGGCCAGUAAGGACUGCAGCAGACAGCCUGAUCUUCAUAUUCUCCUGGCUUCACUCACUUCCUUCUCCCAGUCUAUGGCCUCCAACCUGGGAAGAAACAAAGUUGUGGAUCAAACUCUGACCCAAACGCUCAAAAGAACCACAUCUGUGAUGGGGCCAGCGCUGGACUCCCUCCUUACAUCCAUCAAUCAGGGAGAGAGCCUGCCAAGUCCUACCUUCCUGGUCGAGGUUGUGAACGUCAUGCUUCACUGUGAAGUCUCCUCAAUGUCAGUAGAGGAGGAGAGAAGUGAAGAGCAGCUGGAGCUCAGCCACAGUGCCCUCUAUCAAAAUUUUUACCAAAGGAUCCUUGAUGAAAUCAACUCUGACUCUCAGCCCAUUGAAUUCUAUUCGUCCUGUCUUCGUUUCCUGUCGCUGUUCUACGCAGCAAUGGAGAAAACUGUCAGAAGGAAAGGGAAGGCGCAGGAGGAAGGAGAGGAGCCAGGAGCAAAGGAGCUGGAUGAGUUGUUUCUUCAGAUCCUGCAAAAUGUGAACAGACUCCUGUCAGCUCCCGGACUGUCCUCAUGUGACUUGGGCCAGCUGGAGCCUGCUGUGCAGGAGCUGCUGCGCCACCUAGUGGGGAAGAGCAGUACCAGUCGGUUCAUGCUGCUGCUGCAGAUGAUACAAGGAGGACUGGACCCUGGAAAACUGCUGUCCGGAAACUACAGAGAGGUUCUGUCUGCAAUAAUCAUCAUUAAGGGGCUGUCCUGUUGUGUGCUUCCUGACGACUGCUCCAGAGCGCUGUGGCACGUUGCACCACAGAUUUUAUCUGCAACUGUGUACUUGGUGACGUCUUCCAGUCAGGAGCUCUCUCUGACCCUCCCCUUUACCAUUCCUGUGGUCACCGCAAUGACAUCCCUCCUGCGCCAAGGAGAGGGCCUCCUCACCAACUCCCAUCACGUGAUCCUGGUCCUAGGAGCGCUUCACUCGGUGCCUCUGGACCGCUUGCCUCCUCUCACCUACCAGUCAGCGUUCUGGGCCAUCCACGAGGCGCUUUUCGCCAUCAUCCAGUGUCACCCCAAGGUGAUCUCGAAAGCAGCUGCAUCGUUCCUGAACGUGUUUUACCGUCUGGUGGCCUCCAUCAUGCAGGAGGGACGGCAGCGAGGAGACUCCGACUCAGACAGUGACGUGUACCUGCCGUGCUCCAGACUGAUUGAAAGAAUGUACUCCCACAUCGCUGCCAUCCCCGAGACCUUCAGCUGCCAGCCGGUCUUCAUGGUGGCGCAGUACGUGACAGAGCUCCAGAAGGUGACGCUGCGACCGGACAUUAAGCUCCAUCUCACUGAGGGAAUCUACUGCAUUCUGGACCUGUGUAUGGAGCAGGAUAUUAAAUUUCUGAUGGCCGGGCUGCAGGCUGGAGUGCGAGAGGUGUUCAACGAGCUGUACAGCAGCUAUACACAUUAUCACAAAACUCAGAGACAAGGCGAAGAGAAGUAUACAGUUUGAACUGCAACUUUGUUUUGAUCACCUGACCAAAGAUGUGUUUUGCCUCCGAAACUGAUGAAAGGAAGAAGUUAAAUAGAUGAAGGGUGGCUGAUAACUGAAGCCCAUAUAGGUUUAAAAAAAACUGAUCGCUAGACUAAGGAGAAAGUCUUGUCAGGUGAGUAUAUUUACUGCUUUCCACCACCAAUCAAGGUGAAUUUGUUCUGUACACUGGUCUCUGAUGCUAUGCGGCACAUGUCCUAACCUCUGGAUCAGGUCCUGCACGAUUCUGUUGGACUGGUCAGGUUCAGUGUUUGUCUUCCUCUGCACUGCAGCUGUACUGCUGGUCAGUACAUCGCCACAACUGCUGAUUUGGUAGCAAGGUAAAUGCAUGGCAGGUGGUCAUAAUGUUAUCGCUGAUAUGAUAUACACGACCGGAUAAAGCCACAAUUUACUUUUCUGCUGACUUGUAGGGAGCAUCGCAUUUAGAUUUUUCGAGAAGUGGUUUCUUCAAUGUAAACUUACCUUUUCACCUAUUAUUUUGGAAACUGUAUGAUCAUGUACAGUGUAUUCUUUAAAAUAAAUCUUCAA
This is a messenger RNA of Synchiropus splendidus (mandarinfish), 5422 nucleotides long. RefSeq names its product URB2 ribosome biogenesis homolog (gene urb2). The coding region runs from base 182 to 4855 and encodes 1557 amino acids. The transcript has 12 exons. Gene Ontology annotation, biological process: ribosome biogenesis. Gene Ontology annotation, cellular component: nucleolus. Lineage: Eukaryota; Metazoa; Chordata; Actinopteri; Syngnathiformes; Callionymidae. The record is from RefSeq and is a predicted model, not a curated record.